UCAACAAACUCGCACACACAGCCCACGCUCUCUGCUGCUGAUCCCUUGCUCUCGCGUCUGGUGCUCUAGGUCGUUCUUGAGUCUGCUAGUUCCACCGAGUUCUGUUCGGUGUGUUGCCACGUGGAGAUUAGUGAGCCAACUCCUGCCGUCAGUCUGCCUCAGGCUCGUUUCCUUGACCUCCCUCCGCGCUCACCUCCUUGGCUACUGUCGCUAGAAUCUGUAUUAUGGCGGGCCGACUCUCGCACAAACCUCCAGCUCCACUCCAGACUCCGCCCUGGGCGGCGGGCCUGCGGGGAGGGGGAAUGGAGGACGACGCGGAGCGACCGCGCGGAGUGCGCGCCUCCAGCGGUCGCGGGCUCCGCCGAGCUUCCACGGAGCGCGCAGCGACGAUGGAUUCGCUGCCGUCAGUCCUGCCGGUGGGUGCGGGCAAUGCGGAGGAGCAGCGGUCUCCCAACGACUCGCAGGCAGCGUGGCCAGCAGCUGAUUUUAUUUCCGGCCCUUUUGACGGCAACGCGGCAGUAGAGCCGGUGAGCCGUCAGCGUGGCCCGUCCGGCGUGCCGCGGUGCUUGAGCUUCGACGGGUACCAGUCGCGCACGGCGGAGUCCACGUGGGCGAGCUCCGCCUGGGGGAGGGCGUAUCUGGAGCGAGGCAGCCCGCGGAUGCCCCGCGGGCAUCGUGCCGUGCGCGGGAGUUUGAGCGCAGGCGCGGGGGGUUUGGGCAGUCUGCAGCGGGUAGAGUCGGGCAAGGUGGCGACGACGAUUGUCCAGAUCUGAGACGCCCCGCCGUGUGAUGCGGGUCACGACUCAACUAACCGACGCGGCGCCACCGCAGCCGCCCUGAACCUGAAUAUAGGUGACUUUUGAGUCGACUCAAAAGCCGCCCUGAACCUGAAUGUAGCUUGCGCGUCCGCGCUGCCUCCGCGGAAGGCUCCGCGCGUCUGACGCCUGCUGCUUGCGCCAACCUCAUUUUUCCGCUAUGGAGGCUCGGCGUGCUCCAUUGCCCGACUGCUCUCCUUUCCAUCUAUUUUUCUAGAACUGCAAGGAAAUGUAUGCCUUUGCAUGCUCAGUCAUUAUAAUUGUUUGUUAGGUUACUUAUACUUGUAUGGUUCCAUUGAA
Molecule: messenger RNA, 1115 nt
Organism: Closterium sp. NIES-67
Lineage: Eukaryota; Viridiplantae; Streptophyta; Zygnematophyceae; Desmidiales; Closteriaceae
Source: the annotation of a GenBank genome assembly